AUGCAUGCUGCCAAAGGACUCCUCGCGCUGCUCUCCGCAGUCGCGGUCACGACCAUCGCCGCCACAGACCUGGCCUUCUACGAGGAAUGCAUCGACUGGCACACCAACGGCAGCUUCCUCAUCGGCUUGUGCCCCGGCAAGAUUGCUAGAUGGUUCUGCCUCAUGAACGAUGACGGCGAGCUCAAGGCCCAUGCCAACGGCGACUUCUCCGGCUCCUGCAACGCCACUUACCUCCAGAAGCCGCAGGAAAGCCUCGUCGCCGCGUGCAAGCACCUCAACGACAGCCAGGCCCCCCACCUCAACGAGUUCCUGCUGUCAAACAUAUACCACGACGGCAAGGGCAUGCUGAAGUGCGGCGACAACGCGGGCUGCUACGUCGGCCACGGUCCGGCCUGUCUGGGCUGCGAGAGCACAUACAUCCGCUCCGACGACACGACCUGCUCGGUCAGCUGGGGAAAGCCCAAGACCACGAGCGCGCCUGGCACAUGA
Messenger RNA from Neoarthrinium moseri, 489 nucleotides. RefSeq lists its product as uncharacterized. Lineage: Eukaryota; Fungi; Ascomycota; Sordariomycetes; Amphisphaeriales; Apiosporaceae. The coding region runs from base 1 to 489 and encodes 162 amino acids. The transcript has 3 exons. The record is from RefSeq and is a predicted model, not a curated record.